Molecule: messenger RNA, 3461 nt
Organism: Taeniopygia guttata (zebra finch)
Lineage: Eukaryota; Metazoa; Chordata; Aves; Passeriformes; Estrildidae
Source: RefSeq, a predicted model, not a curated record
GUGACCUGUGCAACCAAGGCCUCAAAAGGGAAGGCUGGGCUCAGGCCGUGUGUCAGUGCGACCUGACAACAGGAGGAGAAGGCAGGGCAGGGACUCUGCUGCCCAGGGACCAGAGGAGCCCCACAGCUCAGGCUCCGGGCCUGUGCUGCAGGCUCCCCUGCCUCUCCCUGCCCAGAAUCAGCGGAGGAACAGCCAGAGCAGACUGCGGUGUUCCUCGAGGCGACGACGGGAGGAGAAGGCGGGCAGGAGCAGGGCUCACGCAGGGCUCAGCAGGGAGUAGUGCCCUCGUGGCUCUGGGCCUGUGCUGCAAACUCCCCACCCUCCUCUUUCUCCCAGACAGAGAGAACCAGCACCUGGAGGAGACUGUGACGUGUCUGGACAGGGACUCGCUGCUGACGGCUGCCAUGUGUGACAGCAAGCAGGAGGGCCCUGGUGCCAGGGAGCCAGUGUGCAUGCUGUGUCGCCGUGCAGAGGCUGACCCGGACAUCUGCGGUGACAAACUGGAGAAGCGCGGGCUCUGUGCCCACGUGUACUGCCUGUUCUUUGCCACUCUACUUUUCCGUCAAGAGAACAAGCACGUUGGACUCAUGGGAUUUCUUCCUCAAGAUAUCCAAAUUGCAGUGCGGCGGGCGGCACAAAAGCGCUGCUGCGUCUGUGGCCUGAGCAGGGCAGCCAUCAUGUGCUGCAUGGAGGGCUGUGACAGAUGGUUCCACCUGCCCUGUGCCAAGGAGGGUGGCUGCAUCACACAGUAUAUUCCAUAUUACAGCUCCUUCUGCCCUGAGCACUGUCCAGAGCAGGAUGUGGAGGCAACUCCAGAGCCGGGCACCGAUUGCCUCAUCUGCAUGGAGCCUGUGGAGGAUAGAAAGACCUUCAGAACCCUGGUGUGCCCAACGUGCAAAAGGGCCUGGUUCCACAGGGACUGCAUCCAGGGACAGGCCAUGCGCGCUGGUCUUUUAUAUUUCCGGUGCCCCCUGUGCAGAGACCAGGAGGCAUUCCUUGUUGAAAUGUUCAUCAUGGGGAUCCGAACCCCCUUGAGACUGCCAACAUGGGAGGACAACAAUGCCUUCGUGGAUCUAGGAGAGAGGCACAGCAGGUGCAAUGCCAGGGAUUGCCUUUACCCGGGAGGCAGGGAGGAGGCAGAGGAAGAGGGGCCCUGGGAACUGCUCCUGUGCUCCUCCUGCGCUGCUGAGGGCACCCACAGGCACUGCUCCGGCCUGAGAAACAGCGUACAGAGCUGGGAGUGUGACAGCUGUGCUGGUCUUGGAAUGGCCUCCAGAGAUGAGCCAGAGCUCAGUGGCCCCCGGCUGGCUAGUCAGUCAGGACUGGAGCCUGCUCACGGCUCCGCAGAAUCUGAGGCCAUCAGCCCCAGCUCCUGUGGCCCGGUGCCAUCGGGGCUGGAUCCCCAGGCUUCAUCUGCAGAGACCAGCAGCAGCAGCAGCCACCAACGCACAGCACGGCAGCAGUCUCUGCCAUCUCCCUCGCUGGACACCAGCAGCCCCAGCACACCAAGGUCAAUGUACAGCAGCACCCCUGAGCCUGAGGACAGCGGCCAUUCCAGACAUGCUGGGCCCGGCCGCAGGCGCACCCGCUCCCGCCAGCAAGGUCGGGCCUCCAAUGGACCAGUCCGAUCGAGGAGUUGCCGUGAGAGCUGCAGCAGGACGAGACCAAGGACUGAGAGGCCCAGGCAAAGGGAGACACCUUCACAGGCAUCCCCCAGACGCCGCCGCUCCUGCCAGCAGCACCGGGCCCUCAGUCCACCUGUCCGGUCCAGGAGUCGUCGUGACAGCAGCCACAGGACAGCACCAAGGACUGAGAGGCCCAGGCAAAGGGAGACUCCAUCAGGGACAUCGCCCAGACGCAGAAGCUCCCGCCUGCAGCGCCGGGCCUCAAAUCAACCUCUCCGGUCCAGGAGUCGCCAGGACAGGAGCAGGAGGAGAGCAGCAAGUGCUGAAAUGCCCAGGCGCACGGGGACACCAUCAGGGAGGACCCACAGGAGCAACCGCUCCCGCCAGCAGCGUCGGGCCUCAACUGGGACCUCCAACAGCAGCGCGUAGCCUCAACUUUUCUUUCUAGUCCAUCAGUUCACUGCCGGAAGUGAAGGUAUUAAGUGAAAAGUCACUUAAAUGAUUAAGAAGGACUCUUCUUCCGGCCUUUCGACUCCAAGCUGAGAUGUUUCCCCACUGCUCACUCUUGAGUGAACCUCUCCUUAAUGGGCUUGGAUACAGUUAGGGAGAUGUUCAGAGCAAGGUGUGUCUUAGGGAAGCUGUCUUUGGAAAGGUCAUGCACUGUUUUGCUAUCCUUGAACAAACUCAUUUCAGUAAAGCCAAAAGAAAGAAGAAAGAAGAGAGCGAGACACUGCCUCAAGUGUCUGAAGAAAUCCAUUACUUUAUUGCUCCUGACUUAAAAGAUUUGUUUGGAGCUUCAAAGAACAAACCAGAAAAGACUGUGGAAAUACCCUGGGACAAAGAGGAUGCACAGGACUCUGCCCCAGGUGACCAUCUGGAACCUUUGCCCAAGAACGACGCAGCUCAGGAGUCGAGCACGUCCAAGUUUUCCUUCUUUGGAGACACAGAGGAGUUGGGCAUCAAAGAAGGGAGAACGGUGACACACCAGUCAUAUCAAGUUUCAGAGAACCCAACAAGAUUUUAAAGGAAAUGUGUGUUAAUGUAGAGGGAGGAGCAAAAGCCUGGAGUUGACCGCAAGAUCCAUGAACAUUCUGCUUGUUACUGAAUUCUAUUCUUGGACCUUUAGAAAAAGGAAAAUGAAUGACACAUGAUCGUUGGAAUGUUCUAACUGUAGAUAAAAUGAGGCCUUAUGAAAAGAAGACGAAACAACAUUAAAUCGAGUCACAGUCCUGUAGGAGAGAAAAGAAAGCGUGUGAAGUUAUCUAAAAUAUUUUUAAAAAACCAAUGCAAAAAUGCAAAGCAAGGACCCCUCACACUUGUGCUGAAUUCAGAAGGUAUUCAGUGUCUUCUGAAUGCAACGAUACAUUCAUUAGAAUACAGCAGAGAUCCCGAGAACAGAGUGCAAAAUCCUGGAGCCGAGAUGUAGCUCAGAAAAUCUGGCAGAAGCAGAUUCUGUCCUUCCUACAUCUGUCUUCUCCACUUCUUGCAGACUCGGAACAAUAAAGCCGGUAAAAGUCACAUGGCAAGAGGAUUCACGUUUCCGAGACGGCAGUUCUGAGAAUGAUGGUGAGCCUGAGACGUGAGAAACUGAAAAGGACCAAGAAAUGCAAGUUCCAUUUCUAUUUGCUGUCUACCUGGCUGUAGUAGUUGGAUGCUAUGGGAAUAUUAAUAGCAGCACUCAGGGAAUGGGAAACUGAGAUUGCACACCUCUGAGCAAUGAAAGUCAUCUUGGAAAACCAUUUGUGCUGCCCAGAGUAAAAACUCCAAGCAGCCCAUGUGAUGUGAAGUUGAAUAUUAAAAGAGAGAUGUUGAGCGCAAGAAAUUAACUGGCUCAUU